This is a messenger RNA of Ictalurus punctatus (channel catfish), 5075 nucleotides long. RefSeq lists its product as uncharacterized. Bases 177 to 1958 code for a protein of 593 amino acids. NCBI's taxonomy places the organism in Eukaryota, Metazoa, Chordata, Actinopteri, Siluriformes, Ictaluridae. The record is from RefSeq and is a predicted model, not a curated record. The transcript has 19 exons.
CAGCGCCGCACACCGACGAUGCAAAGACCUCCACAGGCAGGCAGGGCGGAAGAAGCCUAGAUGGUGAAUCCUCUUUGCAAACCAAAUAAGUGAACUAUACGCAAGGGUCCUUGAAGAGGGACACGGCAGCCACUUGUAGAUAAUUUGCUUCAUCAGCGGACACUUAUGUUGUCUUCAUGAUCGAUCAUGAAAUGCGUUUUCAGAGACAUGCAGGGAGUAUUCAAGCCAGGAGAAGGUGCUCAGAUGAAACUUUACUGAAAAUAGAUGAAGCGUUACUCACAGUCCGUAAUCAGAUGUCCUACGGGCUUCAAGUUCUCUACACCUCAGAUUACUGCUAUAAGUGUCUUUACCAACCUUUGGCUAGCAUGGAAGUUGGACCAGGAAAUGUGUCUGUGGUGCUGAGCACACCUUUCACUCUAACUCUGAAAGCCUCACCUGUGAAUGCCACUAACACUUUGUGCAGCUUAAGCUAUCUAUUUGAAGAGGCAGGACAUUAUUCUCUUUGGGUCACACCUGGAGAUGCACUUAAUGUAACCUGCUAUAUUUCUCUGGAUAAGUUUCCACAUAGCAUCUACCAACCUUUGUGGGUAGCUGCUCUUGUUCUAGUCCUUUUGGCUUUAAUUUGGGCCUCUAUCCCUUUUCUGUCCAGAUGUAGCUGCACAUUAAGGCUCAAAAAUCUUAUUUGCUGCUGUGGGGCUAAAUACUCCAUGGAAAUGGAAGAGGCUACAAAUCAAGCCAGCAUGGACCAAAGCCAACCAAAAUCAUCCCGUUUAAAAUCAUUAGACACAUUUCGAGGCUUCUCUAUAACCCUCAUGGUGUUUGUGAACUACGGAGGUGGAAGAUACUGGUUCUUUCAACAUGCGCCAUGGAAUGGCCUUACCAUAGCUGAUCUUGUGAUGCCCUGGUUUGUAUUCAUCAUAGGGACAUCUGUAAUGUUGGCAUUUAGCUCCAUGCGAAGGAAAGGUGUGACAAGACUCCAACUUUUGCGCAAGCUGAGCUGGAGAACAGUGGUGCUGAUACUCAUUGGGUUCUGCUUCAUUAACUACAGCCCCAGAGAUGGUUUAUUGUCCUUGUCCUGGCUUCGGAUACCUGGAGUGCUUCAGCGUCUGGCUUUCACGUACUUCACCCUGUCACUGAUGCAGAUGUUCUCACCCCACCGAGAGAUCCCACCAAGUCAGCAGGUCCACUGGUGGAGCCCUGUUCAGGAUGUGGUGCUCUACUGGCCUGAGUGGAUUUUCAUUUUGCUGCUGGAGACAGUGUGGCUGUGUGUCACCUUCCUGCUGCCUGUGCCCAACUGCCCCACUGGGUAUUUAGGAGCUGGAGGUAUAGGAGAUAAUGGUCUAUACCCAAACUGCACAGGAGGAGCUGCUGCAUAUAUAGAUAGAUGGUUAUUAGGACACAAUAUCUACUGGCAUCCAACAUGCAAGACCAUGUAUCACACAACUCAGCCUUUUGACCCAGAAGGAGUCCUAGGUACCAUUAAUUCUAUUGUCAUGGGAUUCAUUGGGAUGCAAGCUGGAAAGAUUUUCCUCUUCUACCGCAAACUGAACAAAAAGAUCAUCAUACGAUUCACAUUCUGGGCUGUCAUCCUGGGAAUUUUGGCGGCCAUCCUUUCUAAGUGCACACGAGACUCUGGAUUUAUACCUGUCAAUAAAAACCUGUGGUCUCUGUCCUAUGUGGCCUGCAUGGGCUCCAUGUCCUUUGUGUUGCUGGGUAUGAUGUAUUUUGUUGUGGACAUCAAUGGAUGGUGGGGUGGCCAACCUUUCAUAUAUCCUGGAAUGAACUCCAUCUUGGUAUAUGUGGGCCAUUCUCUGCUGGGAUUUUACUUUCCUUUCAGCUGGGAGAUGCGCUACCAGGACAGUCACUGGGAGCCACUUUUCCAGAGCCUUUGGGGAACUGCACUCUGGAUCUUUAUCAGUUAUCUUCUCUACCGCAAACAAUUUUUCCUCAAAAUCUAAGUCUGUCUUUUGUUUGACUGUGAAUAGCGAGCAUUUAAAUUGGGUAGAUGACCCAACUUAUGAAUACUGUCUUUUUUUAAUUUAAAUGAAUGCUUCUAUAUUUGGAUUGAUGUAUUAGUUUAAUCCACAAAACUGAAUGUAGUAUAUUCCCGAACUCAUUUAGUAAAUAGGUAUCUGUCCUGAAACCUGCCUGUCUGAUUUACUAUCUUCUGCAGACACCUGGGAUUUUUUAUUUGUUGUCAGUUGCAUAAGACUCUGAAUGUAGUGAUUAAAUCAGCGGGGCUGAAGUAGUACUUAACAAAUUAGAAUAAGUGAUUCUGCCACUUCGGGGGUGACCAUUUUGAAGCGGUUGCCAUAGUCACCCCCCUUCAGGGCUGUAAGACAGAGCGUGAGUACCAUCUGCUCUUCAGCUGACAGUCUUUUAAUAGGGGUCAAGCUGGACUGCUUACCAAGGAGUAGCUCUAAUAAGGGCAACACUUUUCAAACUCACUAAUGCAAAAUCAGGGAAAUUACACGGCGGUUUUUAAGGUGUGUUCAUAAGUGGACUUUCAUCAAAUUCAGUACAAGGCAAAGUAUAAGCUUCAUUUAUUAACUCUGAUAAAAGAAAUUUGAAUAAUAGAUGUUUAACAGCAUCUCCAAACUCUCUCCCUGCUGUGAGUGGUCAUCAAGGGAGCGUUAGUCAGAAUGGAAAGAUUUAAUUUCUCUGCAUGAGAGUUCUCAGAAGCAGAUUUACAUGGAACACUCUCAGAAGUCUUCUCAUUAACAAAAUGCAUUAUGUCUGGUCUCAUGAAAAGAAAAGAGGAAGUUACUGAACAGACAUUACAUGAUUGGACUGAAGACUACCCAGGGCCUAUUUUUUAUUUAUUUUUAUUUUUUUAAACAUAUCUACAGUAAGUUUAUUCUGAAAAGUUUAUUCCUUUGAAUUAGCUUUCACUACUGUGCUGAAAAUUCAAUCAAAAAAUUUCUUCUCUGUCAGUUUAGGAGAAAGCUUUUCAUUUGGGGCUGAUCAAAUUAUCUAUAGUAGGCCCAAAAUGGAAAUUGAUUAAAUAAUAUGGGAAAUAGACUAAUAAGCACUGAUAUACUACAGAUCAUGACAGGAAUGUAUUUUUCAUUAUGUGUAAUUUUAGCUAUUUAGUAUUAUAGCUAAAUUUAGAGUCAUAUGUUGUAUUGUGCAUUAGGCAUUAUGUGUUUAAAAACUUAAUUGUCUUGUUUGUUAAGAUUAGAAAAUAAAUGGAACAUUAAACCAGAUAUACUAGCAUUAAUGUUUAGGCAUAUUCAAACAUACUAUCAAUAGUUAUGUACGUAGUUUUCGUCCUGGGAAAGGUGUCCAGGUAAUAUUUACCACCUCGCAGUUAUCUGGUGAUAUAUCCUAGACACCUUUUUGCAUGCAUACAAGCAAGUGAUGCCCAGGUAAAAGCAGUGCAGGCUUCCUGGAACCACAUGCCUUUAAGUGAUGCUGAUGAGGAGCAGAAACUCCUUGUAGAGUGGUGUGUUGGGUGCUCAACCUGCCACUAGGCCAUGGCAAUGACAUCCAACACCCAGUUGUCAAGUCGUUGUUUACAAAGGGGAACUCCCCAUGUCUUUUUUUUAAUGACAAAUGAAGAGAUAAUGUGACUGUUUGGAUCCCAGGUUUCUCCCUACGGUCAAGGCAACCCCCAAAUUACAUACUACUUACCAAGGCAUGCUGAUAUCCCACUCUUUUUCAAAAGGUGAUCACUAGCAAAAAAGACAGUUUCAGUUUCAUUUCAGUUCGCCAUUCUGCAUGGGCUCAUAAGGGGAAGUUGUAAGGAACUCCAACACAAUCAGGCUCUUUGGUGGGAGCAUGGCAGGCAGAGGCACCUUGCUACUUUCAGAAAGUUUGUAACAAGUUUAUGAACCCCCAGCGAGAUGCCACGCACAGUCCUGGAACACUGCAGUGGCCGCCACAUACAGCACACCUUUACGGGUUUGUACAUUAUACAGUAUGGCCAGUCGAAGGCUGUACUUCCUGUAUCGACUAACCCUCUGUCUCCUCCAGAGAGAACCACAAUUGACAAUUAGUUGAUUUUGCAUAUGCAAAUGAGUCCACCUGCAGUGAGGCUAACCAUGCAUUGGCCAACCUUUGGAGCUUUGUCUGGGUCUGAAUCUGACAGUCGGUAUGCUGUGUCAGUGCAGAGUAUGCCUGAACCAAAGGUUUCAUCCUUAAAACGGUUAAUGCAAACUUAUUGUUAAGAUGGCAAACUCAUCGUGGGUGCCUGUCUUUGGCGUUUACCCCAGGACUAUCACAGUUUUGGCUUUGGAUUCAGACAUUGGCUGUACAAGCGCAUGUCUUGCAGUAUGGCUCAUGAGUCAGCUCACCUACUUGCUAACUGAGUGCAACAACUGUUAAGGAUGUGAGGGCCCUCAAAUGUGCUAAAGUGGGUGACCAGGUGAUAUUCAUUGCCCCUGGUGUAUAGAAGGGGUGAAAUAGAAUCUUAUUUAAAUGAGCUCAUAUCACAGUAGAAACUCACUGUGGUCAUGUAUCAUGGGUCUUGCUUUGUGUGCUUGUCUUUAUUGAUUUUCUUUGACAAUAUGUCUCAAAAUACCAUGUCAUGUCUGCUGUAAAGUAAAUCGAUCUCUGUUAAUAUAGACCUUUUAGGUUUGGUUAUGUGCCCUUUUAAGUACUGCUAUGUAAACAAUGUCUUCCUAUGAGAAAUAUCUACAGUACAAUAAAUAUUUGCUACAACCAAAUGGAGCAUUUUCAACCUAUGCAUUAUAUUUAUGUGUAUUAUUAGUGUUUAUUAGCUGUGACUUGCUUAUCUUAAGUCUCUUUUGAGAGAAAGAAAGUUCAUUAGUUGGGCUAUCUGAAAUAAAUAAGUACAAGUAUAACUUUAAGUAUCCUUUUUUAUUAACUGGACCAAUGUCAACAUUAGAAACAUUACAACGCAGAUAAUAGCUGAGUUGCUGUCCUGAAUGUAUACCAGUGUAGUACCUCAUUCUUUUAAUUGCAUUGUUAUUUUGGGAAAGUGUUGUGAACAAUAAAAGACUCGGAUGUACCCCUUUUAAUCUCCAUGUAGUAUUCAGUAGACUUUUGGUAGUGCAGCAAUGACUGAGUAACUGUGGUGUGAUCAUGGACCGAUGGCAGACACAGAAGUAGAG